CAGGAUGGCUGGAACAAACAGGCCGCAGAGGCCCCUCGGCGCGCGGCGAGCUCACCCCCGCCCAAGGCCCAGGGCGCUCCCCCGCGCGCGGCGGGGCUCCUCUGCCGCCGCGCCUCCCCUGCCCGUGGCCGCGCCAGGCUCGCGGCCAUGGCCUCCGCGGGUCUGCUCGCGGGGCGGGCCCCGCGGGGGCUGCUGGUCUGGCUCACGGCGCUCGCGGCCGCGCCAGGCUUGGAGGUUGACCUGAGGCGGUGGAUAUCACGGAUGCGCGUGAGCAGGGCCUACGGGGGUGACCUGGCGCAGAUGGCUCAAGACUACCGGGUCGUCGUGGCGAUGACGACGAUUCCGCCGCGCAUCCAGAGAAUUGAGCCAGUGAUUGAUGCUAUGCUGGCCCAGACGUGGCCGCUUGACAAGCUGUACCUCAGCAUCCCGUACAGGUACAAUCGCACUGGCGAGCCCUACAUCAUCCCUAAUUGGCUUAUAUCGAAGCCUGGUGUACAGAUUGCCCGCUGCGAGGACAUGGGGCCAGGCACUCAUUUGCUCAACGGGCUGCGGCUCGAGCAGGACCCUUGGACAUUCAUUGUCGUGGUUGACGACGAUCACAUCUACAGUCCCGACCUCGUGGAGACUCUGAUGCGAGCGGCACUCGCGCAUCCUGGCAACGCGGUGGCUGCCCAGGGCUUUCUUUCUGUGCCGGGGCUAGAGAUCACUGAGGACUCCCCGCGGUACUUGCAGGACCAGGGAUUCGCUGCUGGCCCAGUUCUGGUCAGCUACCUUGGAGUUGUCUACCAGCGGGGCUUCUUCGACGACAGCGUAUUCGACUACAGCCAGGCGGCGGAGCAGUGCAAGUACCAGGACGACAUGUGGUUCUCUGCCCACCUCGCGCUCAAGGGCAUCGGGCGAGUGGUGCUGGGGGCUGCGCUCGGCGUCCGGGAGCUCAGAGACAUGCACCUCGGGCCAGAGUCGCUGACGCACUGGACGGAGAACAGGCCCCGCCAGGUCAGCGCGAAGUGCAACGAUUCGCUGCUGCGCCGAGCCAGCGCCCUGUGGGCGUGCCGCCCUCGCCUCGUGCUGGCGCUCGGCAGGCUACCCCCGCGCCCCUCCGGCGGCCACUCCGGCGACGGGGCGGACGCGGGCCGGUGGAGCUCCGCCCUGGAGCCCGGACCUGACCUACCUCUGCACCAGCGCCCGCGACCGGGCGGGGCCGCGCUGGCCCGUGGGCGCGUCCUCCUGGCUGGGCGGGGUGCUGGUCACGGACUCCGACGCCUGCCCAGAGGGGCCCCAGGAGCCGCGGGUCGGGGAGCUGCUGCAGGACCCCUUGCGUUGGGAGGGCGACCCGAGCACGGUGGUCGUCCUGGGCGCCCUGGAGGAUGUCGUCGCGCAGAGUUCCGACCUGGUCGCGCUGGCCGAGUGUGCCGCCGCCCGGUUCCCCGGCGAGUGCGGGCGAGGCGGCGCCGGGCCCGUUGGCGGAGCCAGGCACGGCGCGGAGUCCGCGCUGGAUGUGGGGCCAGAUGCUGCCCGCGGAAGCUCGCCGUUUUGCCGGAUCGGCGAGCUCGCCGCUGUGGCGGUGGGCGCGCUGAGCGGCGGGCCGGGCGCGGCCAGGACAGCGAGCGCCUAGCGUGCGGCCUAGUGCUGAGCAAGAGAGGUGUUUUUCAUCGGCCGUGAUCCUGUCCCUACUUCUCCUCGUACUGCUGCUUCUCUUUCCUCCUCACCCCCCCUUCCUCCUCCUCCUCCUCCUCCUCCUC
Molecule: messenger RNA, 1742 nt
Organism: Prorocentrum cordatum
Lineage: Eukaryota; Dinophyceae; Prorocentrales; Prorocentraceae
Source: the annotation of a GenBank genome assembly